AUGAUUGAUACGAGAUUAUCGAGGAAACAAAAUGAAAGUACAUUUUUGACAGACUUUGUUAAUGGGAGGCAUUUAAAAAUCGCUACAUUUAAUAACUAUCCAUUAAGUUGGACAGAGAGAACAGAUAAUGGUACUAUUAUUGGACAUGGCGUCGCAUUCGAGGUGGUUAACGUUUUGCAAGAGAAGUUUAACUUUACAUACGAAGUGGUUUUACCCGAGAAGAACUUCAUAAUGAAUAAUGGCCGGCCUGAGGAGAGUUUGAUUGGUCUCAUCAACAGUAGUAAGGUGGAUAUGGCCGCAGCAUUUAUUCCAAUCCUGACUACGUACGAAGCCAUGGCAAAAUUCUCGACCGUUCUUAAUGAGGGUGUUUGGAUGAUGAUGCUCAAACGCCCAAAGGAAUCUGCGGCCGGCUCUGGUCUCUUGGCACCGUUUGAUGAAUAUGUUUGGUAUUUGAUACUGGCUGCUGUGCUGGCAUACGGGCCUUGUGUAACACUCCUCACGUAUAUACGCAACAAAUUGAUUCCGGACGAGGAGAAAUAUAUUCCACUAUCACCUAGCGUUUGGUUCGUGUACGGAGCCUUCAUAAAACAAGGAACAACUCUUUCCCCAGAGGCAAACACAACGAGAAUUUUGUUUGCAACAUGGUGGCUGUUUGUGAUUCUUCUUUCUGCGUUCUACACGGCCAACCUCACUGCUUUCCUGACGCUCUCCAAGUUCACCUUAGAGAUUGAGAGGCCAGAAGACUUGUUUAAGAAGAACGUCCGCUGGCUAUCUUUGGAGGGUGGGGCUGUACAGAAUGCUAUUAAAAAUCCAGAUGACACCUUGCAUUACAUGAACCAAAUGAUUCUGCACGGUCGAGUUCUAUUCCGCUCUGCAAACGAUGACGAGGAGUAUCUUUCAUACGUUUCUGAUGGCACUGUCCUCGUCAACGACAUGACUGCGAUAGACUACAUGAUGUACAACGACUACUUAAAGAAAACUCGUCAGGACGUCGCCGAAUCUCAGCGCUGUACGUACGUGGUCGCGCCGUAUUCAUUCAUGGUGAAACGAAGAGCGUUCGCGUUUCCAACCAAUACAACAUUGGACACAUUAUUCAAUCCUGUGUUCGCUCAGCUAAUUCACGGUGGAAUUUUGGGGUACUUGGAGCGUUUGGGUUUGCCAGACACAAAGAUAUGUCCGCUAGACCUGCAGUCGAAAGAUCGUCAGUUAAGGAACAGCGACCUCUUGAUGACUUAUUUUAUCAUGAUAGCCGGAUUGGCUGCAGCAUUAGCAGUCUUCAUUGGAGAGAUAAUCAUCAAACGAAAAUUGAUUUUCAAAAACCAAAAACAACCGAAAACUUCAAGAAGCAAGAAAAAGAAAAAGCCGUAUUUCGACGACAGCCGCCCGCCGCCUUACGAGUCCCUAUUUGGCGGCGUUAAAAAGGACAUGAUUAAAAAGAUUAUAAAUGGUAGAGAAUAUUGGGUUGUUAACAAGGCAAAUGGUGAGACGCGACUUAUACCAGUACGGACGCCAUCUGCACUGCUAUACCGAUGAAAUAAUUACUUUAGCUAAAUGAUGUAGAUCCCAGUUCAAUAUAGUAAGUGCCAUAGAUAUCUCUCUCAGAGCGCCAUUUGUCCGAAGCGGUAGUAGUAUCUAGUAUAAGUGGCGUAGCGUGCCUUGGCACCAGCAUAAAUUUUCUUUGGGAGCCCUCAUAAAAGAUUUCUCACAAAAGAAAAAAACAAUGUUUGCAUAAAAUUAAAAGAUAUAUUUAUUCAUCAUAAUUAUCUAUCUGGCACAUUUUCCAAAUAAUUCAAACGAAAUAUACACUCUCCUUGCCUUUCUUCGGCAAACUGAUAAAAUAUUAAACUUUAAUUAUUAUUAAAAUUAAUUAGACUUUAGUUAUUCUAAAGUUUCUGCCUGCAACAGUGAAAUCCCGAAGCCCGCGAUAACCGAUGUGUGUGUUGCCAAUUUUUGAACGCACGCUUUACGCGGGAAUAAAAGAAAUUGCUAUGGACUAUUGCCAUUUAUGAAAUAAAAAAAAAUUGGGAAAUGUUUAUAAAGUUUUUUUAACGCAUGUUGGGGGCCCCCUUAUAAUUGAUACGGCAGACGGCGGUAGCUACGCCCCUGUCUAGUUUAUUAAAAAUAACAUCAAAACGAGAAAAUAAACGCCUAUUGCCUUUAAUAGAAAUUUUAUAAACGCUUAUUUAUUUUGGUACGACUGCAAUCAUUUUCACUAACCAAUUCAUAAUCUGGUCCCUUUCCUGUACAAUUUUUUGGAAAGAUAACAAAUUGAUUAAUAAAAAUUAUGCUGGCAAUAUUAUAGAAAUAUUGCUUCAUAGUUAAAAUUUAUUUUGU
Leptidea sinapis is the source of this 2334-nucleotide messenger RNA. It is a transcript of the gene Ir76b, whose product is annotated as glutamate receptor ionotropic, delta-1. Gene Ontology annotation, molecular function: ligand-gated monoatomic ion channel activity. The transcript is spliced from 9 exons. The coding region runs from base 1 to 1533 and encodes 510 amino acids. The record is from RefSeq and is a predicted model, not a curated record. Gene Ontology annotation, cellular component: membrane. NCBI's taxonomy places the organism in Eukaryota, Metazoa, Arthropoda, Insecta, Lepidoptera, Pieridae.